Molecule: messenger RNA, 876 nt
Organism: Macrosiphum euphorbiae (potato aphid)
Lineage: Eukaryota; Metazoa; Arthropoda; Insecta; Hemiptera; Aphididae
Source: the annotation of a GenBank genome assembly
AUGGCUGUUCCGAAUGAGUUAAGUUUGGAAUCCGUCCGUGAUUUCAUGAUUAUGAACGAUGGUAGAGUUACUAAUCAUGACCUAGUGACUCACUUUAAAUAUUUUCUGACAAAUCCACAAAAUAGAGCUGAAGCAAGACAUCAGUUUAAAGAAAUUGUUAAUACUGUGGCUACCGUUAUUUGUGGAGAAGAUGGAGAAAAGUAUUUAAUGCUUAAACGUCGCUUUCGAGUAGCUGGUUGUAUUGGUUUAUCAUUAGAACCCUCCAUGAGCACAGCCUCUUCUCUAAAUUCUCUAACCUCUUAUCCUGGUUUAUCUUCUGUACAUCAUUCAUUAUCUCAAGAUUCUCUUAUUGACCCUCCAAGAUUCCAACAAAGAUCACCAAUGGUAUCGCCAUCAGCUAGACAACCCCCUCCUUAUCGUCCACCACCUUCUCCUAUUGCAUCGCCUAAAGAAUGCUCACCAACUAAAGAAGCUGCACCGCCUGUUCCUCCUAGGCGUAGAAGUUCUGAAAAAAUUAAAUUGAUUGAAUUAAGUGACAAUGUUAUAGUAAAUUCUAAGGAUAAUUAUAAAGAAAAUGAUCAACCACAACAGCCUCAGAUAAGUGUAAAAGACAGAACUCAAAAAUUUAACCGGAUAGCAUCUGAAAAUGCCUUACACUUAGCUAGUCAACUACCAUCGCCAAAUAAGAAGAAAAUAGAUAAGAACGAUAAAGACGACGAAGACACUAUUUCUAUGACAUCGUUAGAUCCCAAGACUAAAGAAUGGGUCGUAAAAUCAGCAAAAUGUGACUAUCAAGCUUUGGCAAAACUGGCAUCUGAAAAUCCUCGAAUUGCAAAGUUCAAGGUAAGUUAUUCUUUUUAUUAUUAUGAGUUAUGA